AUGGGGACCCCAGGAGCACCUCAGCCUUCGGGAUCUACUUGCUCUCUGAACUCCAGGAGAAAGUUUUUUGAGCCCAGAUAUUUCCGCGAUGGAGAUUAUAUUAUUGGCGGAAUCGUGACCGUCAGACAUUAUUACUUUGAGGCCGUUCUGUUACAAAAAAAAUCCUCAUUAAUCACCUGCUUUAUGCCCCUCAUGGAGUAUUACCGCCAUGUCCUGGCGUUUAUUUUCGCCGUUGAUGAGAUCAAUAGGAAUCCGGCCAUACUGCCCAAUGUCACCUUAGGGUACCAUAUAUUUGAUUCCUGCAGGAACGUGAACAACGCCAUGCAGGAUGUGUUCAGUAUUCUAUCCGGACCCGGGGAAACCGUCCCCAACUAUUCCUGUAGGGAGCAGCACCGGGUGGCGGGGUUUAUUGGGGAUCUGUUUACGGAAACAUCACUGCCCAUAGCCCAGCUACUGAGGCCUUAUGGGUACUCACAGAUUAGCUAUGGCGCAACAGACCAUCUUUUAUCCGACAAACGUUUCUAUCCGGCUUUUUUCCGAACUCUGCCCAACGACCAGACCCAGUACCAGGCGAUAGCAAAGCUACUGAGACAUUUGGGUUGGAACUGGGUCGGAAUCAUUCGCUCAGACGAUGACAUUGGGGAGCAGCUGAGUCGGGAUUUGAGCAAAGUCCUGGGCGAGUAUGGAAUCUGCAUUGAGUACACCCUGAGUAUCCCCGAGGAGCAGAACCCCAGGAGAGAUGAGCUCUAUGCGAGACUCCAGGGGAAGCUGAGACAGACGACAUCUCGGGGGGCAGUGAUGUGCAGCCGGGUCUCCCUGUUCUACAUGAACUCCCUAACGAGAGAGGAGGGAAGUCUCCUUGAGAAGAUUCUCAUAGUCCCGGUGAAUUGGAAUUACCGGCCAUACAGCACAGCACGGAGCCUACGGACCUUGUACAAUGGAACUUUGUUCUUCAAGAGGCCGAGCAAGAACCUCCCCAGGCUGCACCGACUCCUGGAGAACCUCAACAGAACCAAGGGGGAUAAAAUGCUGGAGGACAUAUUUGCUACUUAUUUCAACUGUUUGACCUCCGUUCCGCUCAGGAACACGAUGAUCCAGACGAUUUACCCCCUCGUCCUGGGAAACUGCUCCGGGAAGGAGAAAAUAACUCAACUCAAACGGAAAGGCUACAACACCGUCACUUUCAGAACAACCUACCAUGUGUAUAAAGCUGUCUAUGCCAUGGCCUACGCCUUGCACCAUAUGCUCCUCCCCCGGGGACCCCCCCACCUACACACAGGGGCCCAUAUACACAGAGAGAGGUUCCGUCACUUUUUGACAAAAGUCCAUUUCAAAGACCCCACCGGGGAGGAGAUUUACUUCAAGGAGAACGGGGAGAUGUCCUCUGUGUAUCACUUACUCCAGCAGAUUAAUUGGGUCAAUGGGACGACGGAGCUGAGACACGUUGGCACCUUCAAUUCAUCUGCCCCCGAGGAAGAGCAACUCAUCAUUGCCCAUAGGGGCUUCAUGUGGCAUCUGGAUGGCAGCGGGAUCCCUGUUUCUCGCUGUACCCCCAGGUGCCCCCCCGGCCAGAGGAAAUUGCCCCGGAGGGGGCAGCAACACGCCUGCUGCUAUGACUGUGUGCAGUGCUCAGAGGGGAUGAUAUCCAAUGAUACGGACAGGGAAGCCUGCCAGCCAUGCCCAGAAGAUAAGUGGCCCAAUCAGAAGAAGGACCAAUGCCUCCCGAGAAGCUCCGAGUUCCUCUCCUACCAAAGUGACUGGAAGACUCUCCUGUUUUCCAUCGUUUCUAUUUUACUUUCUGGCGUAACAGCCAUUAUCGUGGGCAUCUUCGUGGCAUUCCGGCACAGCCCCAUAGUGAAGGCCAAUAACCAGAGGCUGAGCUUCCUCCUCCUCGGCUCCAUCAUGAUGAGUUUCCUGUGUGUCUUCCUGUUCCUGGGCCGGCCGCUCCAUGUGACCUGCAUGCUCAGACAAACCUGUAUGGGAAUCAUCUUCUCCGUCGUCGUAUCUUCUGUUCUGGCCAAGACUAUUAUGGUCUGUAUUGUCUUCAAAGCCUCCAAACCAGGAAACUACUGGAAAAAGUGCGUCGGUGCCAAAAUACCGAACGGCGUCGUCGUGGCUUGUUCCCUCCUACAGGUCUCCAUCUCCAUCGCUUGGCUGAGCAUCUCUCCACCAUUCAUGGAGCUCAAUCGCUCCUUCCCAGGAAAGAUCCUUAUUCAGUGUAACGAAGGUUCCCCCGUUGCCUUCUACGCGGUGCUGGGGUAUCUGGGCCUCCUCGCCGCCGUCAGCUUCAUUGUGGCCUUUUUGGCCAGGAAACUACCCGACAGUUUUAAUGAAGCCAAAUACAUCACGUUCAGCAUGUUGGUCUUCUGCAGCGUGUGGGUCUCCUUCAUCCCGGCCCAUCUCAGCGUUACAGGCAAAAACACGGUGGUGGUGGAGAUUUUUGCUAUAAUGGCUUCAAGUUUUGGUGUUUUGGCUUCUAUAUUUUUCCCUAAGUGUUAUAUUAUAUUGAUUAAACCGGAACAGAACACUAAGAGGAACUUGCUGGGACGUUCUCCCAACCGGCGGUGCCAGCCGUGCCAGUUUUGCCAGCCGUGCCAGUUGUACCAGCUGUGCCAGCCAUGCCAGUUGUGCCACCUUUGCCAGUCAUGCCAGUUGUGCCAGACGUGCCACCUGUGCCAGUCAUGCCACCCGUGCCAGCCGUGCCAGUCGUACCAGCUGUGCCAGUUGUACCAGUCGUACCAGCUGUGCCAGUUGUACCAGCCAUGCCAGUUGUGCCAGCCGUGCAAGUUGUGCCAACCGUGCCAGUUGUACCAGUCAUACCAGUUGUACCAGUCAUACCAGCCGUACCAGCCAUGCCAGUCGUACCAGCUGUGCCAGUUGUACCAGUCGUACCAGCUGUGCCAGUUGUACCAGCCAUGCCAGUUGUGCCAGCCGUGCAAGUUGUGCCAACCGUGCCAGUCGUACCAGCUGUACCAGCCGUACCAGUCAUACCAGCUGUACCAGCCGUACCAGUCGUGCCAGUGUUAG
This is a messenger RNA of Xenopus tropicalis (tropical clawed frog), 3027 nucleotides long. Its product is annotated as vomeronasal type-2 receptor 26. The transcript has 7 exons. The record is from RefSeq and is a predicted model, not a curated record. Gene Ontology annotation, biological process: G protein-coupled receptor signaling pathway. NCBI's taxonomy places the organism in Eukaryota, Metazoa, Chordata, Amphibia, Anura, Pipidae. Gene Ontology annotation, molecular function: G protein-coupled receptor activity. Gene Ontology annotation, cellular component: plasma membrane; membrane. Bases 1 to 3027 code for a protein of 1008 amino acids.